Molecule: messenger RNA, 1726 nt
Organism: Neurospora crassa OR74A
Lineage: Eukaryota; Fungi; Ascomycota; Sordariomycetes; Sordariales; Sordariaceae
Product: mitochondrial carnitine/acylcarnitine carrier protein
Exons: 2
Coding region: 370-1308 (312 amino acids)
Biological process (GO): mitochondrial L-ornithine transmembrane transport
Molecular function (GO): L-ornithine transmembrane transporter activity
Source: RefSeq, a predicted model, not a curated record
GUGACUGUAUACGUGCAACACCAUUUCAUCUCGUGAGUCUCAUCUCAUCUUCAGAAACACACACACACACAGACGUAUGAACCAGAUUGUCGGGUCACUGUCACCGUUUCUGGACUCGAGGUCCCUUCCCUGUCGUGGAUUCGGUUGUUCUCAUUGAUAAGAUAAAAAGUCAACACUAGUUUAGUCACAGACCGAGGUCUUCCUUCUCUCAAGUCUCUUUCAUUUCUCUUUCAUCUCUCUCUCUCUCUCUCUCUCAUCGUCGACUCACUUGGAGGCGGGUCAGAUAUCGGCAACGACACCAUCAAAAAAGCAGCCAUCACAGUUUCUCAACAAAAACACAUAAAGAAGUAUAUAAGAUAGAGAGAAACAAUGGCUGCCUCCGCUGCCGAUGUCGACUCCCACGACGGCCAGAACGCCGGUCUCCAAACGGCCAAGGAUCUCUUCUCCGGCGCCGUUGGUGGUAUUGCCCAAGUGUUAAUUGGCCAACCCUUCGACAUAGUCAAAGUCCGCCUCCAAACCUCCACCCAAUACUCCUCCGCCCUCACCGCCGCCGCCUCCAUCUACAAGCACGAAGGCGCGCUCGCCUUCUACAAAGGCACCCUGACCCCGCUCCUGGGCAUCGGCGCCUGCGUCUCCAUCCAAUUCGGCGCCUUCCACUCGGCCCGCCGCUUCCUCGAGCAACGCCGCGCCGCCACCGACAAGUCCUUCAUCCCGGGCGUCUCCAACCUCGGGUACGGCGAGUACUACGCGGCCGGCGCCUUUGCGGGCGUCGCCAACUCGGUCAUCUCGGGCCCCAUUGAGCACGUGCGCAUCCGCCUGCAGGCCCAGCCGCACGGCGCGGGGAGGUUGUAUUCCGGCCCUUGGGACUGCGUGCGCAAGCUCAGCCAGCAGGCGGGCGGCGUGCUGCCGGGGUUGUACCGGGGCGAGGUGGUGACGGUGUUGCGGGAGGCGCAAGCGUACGGCCUGUGGUUUUUGGCGUUUGAGUGGUUGAUGAAUGCGGAUGCGGCCAGGAACAAGAUUGACCGCAAGGAGAUCCCGAGUUACAAGAUUGCUUUGUACGGUGGACUGGCGGGCGAGGCGCUUUGGUUGGGCAGUUACCCGUUGGAUGUGGUCAAGAGUAAGAUGCAGACGGACGGGUUUGGGGCAGGGCAAAAGUAUAAGAGCAUGAGGGAUUGUUUUGCGCAGACGUUCAGGGCUGAGGGCAUGAGAGGAUUCUGGAAGGGUAUUGGGCCGACGCUGUUGAGGGCCAUGCCGGUUAGUGCGGGAACGUUUGCGGUGGUGGAGAUGACCAUGAGGGCUAUUAAUUAGAAGGAUUCGGUUGACUGUGGAAGGGGGAUUAGGUAUACUACCUAGAGAGCAGAAAAAGAAAAGGGGAAUAGGCUCACUCCACUUGGGCGUUGUGGAUGGGGACUGUGAGUUGGUCAUGAGCAAGGAAAGGAAAACGGGAUUCCAUGGAUCAUAAGAAUAUACGGACAGAUGGGAAAUGGGCUCUUCAACGAGCAUGUUGUUGCAAUUACAGAAUUUCUGGGGAUAUUAGGGGUUUGAAAAGCAUACGGACCGCAUUAAACAGCGAGAGUUAUUUGGUUUUCUCAGUAAAGGGACGAAGGCAUUGGUGGUGAGGAUUCAAAAUGUGUUUGACUUAUCAAACUCGAUAUUAAUGUUUUCCGGCUUUGCUCAAAUCCUAUAAACCAAGUCCAACAGUUCAAGAAAUAUGCCACUUGGAGAA